AUGUGGUCGGGACUUUUCAUGUUGCUCGUCUUGAGCACCAUCAUGACAAUCGCUUCCUUCCUCGCUGGAUCCUUACCGUUAUCAUUCUCCCUCUCCCAACGGCAGCUUCGUUUGACCACGGCAAUUGGCACUGGUGUCCUAGUAGGGACCGCCCUCAUCGUUAUCAUCCCUGAGGGCAUCGAGACACUGUACAGCGCGCGCGAAGUUGGUCAUACCCACGCAGCAAGAUCGCUCUCCCUAGAUUCUGGAAGCCAGAAUGCGCUGUCUGAACUGCUGCCUCUUGACUUGUCAUACCCCGAUAUUUCAACUCUUGACUUAAACACCAGGGAUACCGACUUGACUGGACCUGAUGAUGGACGCCCAGAGGACGGACAACCUUCUUCACAAGAGCUCGAUCACAAGACAGAAGAACACAAGGCCGAGGAUCACGAUGAUUGGGAGCCUCAUGCCUGGAUUGGAGUCUCGCUAGUCCUGGGCUUUGUCUUGAUGUACCUCAUCGAUCAAUUGCCUCGUCACGCGGCAGCUUCUUCUCAACCGCAGAGCUUCCAUAUCGCGCUGGAUCGCUUCAACCUCCAGAGAUCAACAAACCAAACUUCUGAAGCUGAAGACUCUGAUGGUCCACCGCCUGACCCCAUGCAAGAAUCACGUCCUUCCUCGACUACUGUAGGUUUGGUGAUCCAUGCUGCUGCAGACGGCAUCGCUCUCGGAGCCUCGUCAAGUGCUUCUUCGCGAAGGUUGGGCUUUAUUGUCUUUGUCGCCUUGAUGAUACACAAGGCUCCCGCCGCGUUUGGCCUGACUUCAGCAUUGCUCAAGCAGGGACUUUCUAAGAGGAGAGCACGAAACCACCUUAUUGUGUUCAGUUUGGCCGCUCCAAUCGGCGCAUUGUUUACCUGGGCCCUCGUCAAUAUAUUCGAGGGAGGAAUUGGCCAGAGCGAACAUGGCACUCGUUUCUUCACCGGACUGCUACUGUUGUUUUCGGGUGGUACCUUCNUUGUAACAAUGCAUGCGAUGCAAGAUACGAAACACGGUCACGACAUGGGAAAUGCUACUCCCAAUGGCUAUAGCGACCCGAACGUGUACGAUGGGUAUCAGUCAGCAUCAAACAAGCAGGAAGGUCCUGUGCUCAGCGACACGCUGGCUGUA
Molecule: messenger RNA, 1143 nt
Organism: Aureobasidium musti
Lineage: Eukaryota; Fungi; Ascomycota; Dothideomycetes; Dothideales; Saccotheciaceae
Source: the annotation of a GenBank genome assembly